AGGGAGCGGUCCUUCCGGUCCGGGAGUCUUUAAUCUGUGGAGGAUGGUCGUGGAUUGGCGGCUGGGUGAGGCAACCUGGUAGGAAGAAUAUAAAGUGGACAAAAGGUUCGAGUAGGGUUACAGUUGACUUGGUUGUGAAGCUGGUACAAGUAAUGAACCCUUUCUGGAGCAUGUCUACAAGUUCUGCUCGAAAGAAAUCAGACAGUGAAGAAAGAGGUUUGUCUGGAGAACAGAAGACCAGCCCUCCACGUUCUUCUUCAGCUAAGAAACAGUUGCCUUCUAUACCAAAAAAUGCUGUUCCUGUGACGAAACCCAUUUCUCCUGUCACACCUACGCAGUCAACGAAUGGGACGCAUGCUUCCUAUGGUCCCUUUUAUCUAGAAUAUUCUCUUCUUGCUGAAUUUACCUUGGUGGUAAAGCAGAAACUGCCUGGAGUCUAUGUACAACCCUCCUAUGGAUCUGCUUUAAUGUGGUUUGGGGUGAUCUUUAUAAGACAUGGCUUAUAUCAGGAUGGCGUAUUUAAGUUUACUAUUUAUAUCCCUGACAACUACCCAGAUGGUGACUGUCCUCGCUUGAUGUUUGAUAUGCCAGUCUUCCACCCACUAGUAGAUCCAACAACAGGAGAAUUGGAUGUAAAAAGAGCAUUCACAAAGUGGAGACGGAAUCAUAAUCACAUCUGGCAGGUACUGAUGUAUGCUCGUCGAGUGUUUUACAAGAUUGAUACAGUUAAUCCCUUGAACCCUGAAGCUGCAGUACUAUAUGAAAAAGAUAUUCACUUGUUCAAAAGCAAAGUAGUUGAUAGCGUUAAACUAUGCAACAGUCGACUUUUCGAUCAACCUAAAAUGGAUGACCCUUAUGCAAUUAGCUUUUCACCAUGGAAUCCAGCAAUACAUGAAGAAGCCAGAGAGAAGAUGUUGACUCCAAAGAGGAAACCUGAUGAUCAGAACAAAAGUGUGCAUAUGGCUGGCCUUUCCUGGGUAAAGCCUGGUUCCACACAACCUUUCAGCAAAGAUGAAAACACCGUGCAAACCUAGGAUGCCCUGUCAACACCACACAAGGCACUUUCUAACUGUGAAUCACAGAUCAGGUCAAUUGGAAUAUAACAAGUUUCCUGUUGGUGCACAUGUUGGACUUUAUUUUAGCAGUGAAUGUAAAAACGAAGUUAUAUAUAAAGUUAGAACUGCUGAAAGAUCGGGUUCUUUUGUGUAGAUUAUAACAUUUUAAUCUAGUGUUCAAAUUCAACUUUUAACUCAAGGUUUAUAAAACUUGCGUUUUGAAGACCUCUGUCUAUACAACCUAGGCAAUCUUGGCAAUACAACUAUUAUCAAUUAUGUUGGGGUGGUUAACUGAAUUGAAUGGUAUGUCAUAAAUGUGACACCACUUUGUAAUAUUAUGGUGUAGAAAUGUUUUUGUGUUUUGGGGCUGGUCUGUAGAGAUUCAGGUGAGUUUAGGCAUUCAGUGAUUCAUUCAAAACUAUUUUACAUUGUGUAUGACAAUAUUUAGCAGCUUUCAUAAGUCAUUUGAGUUUUCUAUUGUAAAUAUGUUGGUGUAUAAAUUUUGUAAAUAGCUUGUUUGACCUUUACAGUUAGCACUUUGGAGGUGAAAAUUGUGCUAAAAAUAGUAAGAGUCUGCUGGCAUACAUUUUGGACAGGCUGAUCUGUGCCAAAGUAACCAACUUGGUACAGUGAGCCCCAAGUUUUGUAACUUCAGCAGUCUUUAUAUACUGUAUGAAUGUAUAAAGUAAUUCAAAGAAGUCUUCUCUUCCAAUGUUAAAACAUUUUCAUGUUUUAUAAUUGUGCAGUACAACAGCAGGUAAUGCAUAAAAUGCUGCUUUGUCACAUUGGAUACCAAAAUUGGGAUGAAUUUUGAGGGGAAAUAGCUGCUGUCCUAGCAAGUGAUGUCAUAAUGGCUUAACCCUUAAAAUAAAGACAAGCUAAAAUUGUA
Hemiscyllium ocellatum (epaulette shark) is the source of this 1944-nucleotide messenger RNA. RefSeq names its product akt interacting protein (gene aktip). The transcript is spliced from 10 exons. Lineage: Eukaryota; Metazoa; Chordata; Chondrichthyes; Orectolobiformes; Hemiscylliidae. The coding region runs from base 153 to 1034 and encodes 293 amino acids. The record is from RefSeq and is a predicted model, not a curated record.